AGGUACAAUUGGAAUUUCCUCUGUGAAUCAUAUAAUCCAUGUGGACAUUGGGGAGGACAUUGUAUCUAAGAUAACGACUAUCUUAGAUCAAGGACCACCUGCUAUUUGUAUUUUGUUUGGAGCUGGAUCCUUUUGUGAAGCCACCUCUGGACCUCUGCCAUCGGCACUAUGACACAUGAGGGUAAAUUUGACAUCAUCUCAUUAACGGGGUCAUUCAUGCGGUCAGAAAAUGGUAUAACAGGUGGACUUAACCUUUCAAUGACUAGGCCAGAUGGUAGUUUUUUCGGCGGUGUUGUUGAAGGAAAGCUCAGGGCUGCCACUCCGGUACAGGUGGUUGUGAGAAGCUUUUUUCCGGACAUGGAAAAGCCCGAGUCUAAGCCACCAUCUUCAACUCCAACUCCCAAUGAGUUGAAUUUUGAUCCUCCGGUCUCAAAGGCGGCGUCUCCUUCAACUCCAUCUUCAACUCAUCUGAUGUGAACGGUGGUAGCCCUCUUCGUUACAAAUCUACCCAUGAUUAGGUUUAAAGGAAUUACAUUUGGGAUCCUGGUUAAAGGAAUGAGCAUGUUCACUAAAGAUGAUUAGGGUUAUUUUAAGAAUUGUGUCGUUUUAUUUUCAUUAGUUAUCUUAUAAUGGUGCUCUGGAAUCUCCCUUUUCAUUUGUACUUUUGUUCUUUGUUACUAAAUUGAUGAACAAUCUGCUUGUUUCUUCCUUUUAUGAUCAAUACUAAGAGUACUUUGUUGCAUUGGUGC
This is a messenger RNA of Capsicum annuum, 749 nucleotides long. RefSeq names its product AT-hook motif nuclear-localized protein 7-like. The record is from RefSeq and is a predicted model, not a curated record. Gene Ontology annotation, molecular function: minor groove of adenine-thymine-rich DNA binding. The transcript has 4 exons. Lineage: Eukaryota; Viridiplantae; Streptophyta; Magnoliopsida; Solanales; Solanaceae. Bases 169 to 477 code for a protein of 102 amino acids.